CGCCUCUCUGGGGUAGCUGUCAGUCGUCGUGGAUUCCAGAGGCUCGUCUCUAUAGCAACCCAUUCCUCCUCCUGAGCGUUGCUGCCAACUCACCCUCUCUGCUGCCACACGACGAGUCUCUCCUCACCUCCCACCCCCACCGGCCAAUCGCCCACCGCCUCUGAGACUGCGCUGGAAUGGACACCGAGUCGACCCACUCGGGCUACUCGUACUCCAGCCGCUCCGGGCGAUCAAACCGACAUGGGGAUCGAAGCCGUGAGCGGCACAAGGCCAGCAGCAGUAAAGACAGCAGCCGCUCAGAGAGAUCCGUCGUCAUCAACCCCCCCGACACACCAUCCCAGGAGUCUCCUGUUCACAACGGAGAGCCGCUGCCUGGAGAACCCACACCUGAUGCAGAUCACGGAGACGACGGCCAGGUAUUGAUGCAGCAGCUGGUGAAA
Molecule: messenger RNA, 440 nt
Organism: Paralichthys olivaceus (Japanese flounder)
Lineage: Eukaryota; Metazoa; Chordata; Actinopteri; Pleuronectiformes; Paralichthyidae
Source: RefSeq, a predicted model, not a curated record